Corticium candelabrum is the source of this 963-nucleotide messenger RNA. RefSeq names its product putative defense protein 3. The record is from RefSeq and is a predicted model, not a curated record. Bases 96 to 812 code for a protein of 238 amino acids. Gene Ontology annotation, cellular component: membrane. The transcript has 6 exons. Lineage: Eukaryota; Metazoa; Porifera; Homoscleromorpha; Homosclerophorida; Plakinidae.
GUAAACAUCAACUCUAGACUCAACCGACCAUCCAUCAUUUCGCUGCCCCUUUUGACGAAAUUCGCAACUUAUUUUACAGAUCACUUGUGCAGAGGAUGGCGCUGUCUCUUUGUGUUCUCUCUCUUCUUUUCUUGUUCGACGGCGUACACGGCUACUCGUCAGGUCCGCCGGACAACGUAUGUGUCUCUAUGGCUCCUAGUACUAUUGCAGCACCUAAUGGUCACGGAGCAGCACCUCAGACUGGGCCCUCACCGUUCAAUGUUACUCACAACGUUGAAAAUGGGACAGCAUAUACAGGACAAAGAUAUCAAAUUGAGAUCACUUCAAGUGCCUCUAGCAGUUUCAAGGGGUUUAUGUGUCAAGUGCGCAACAUCAGCGACAAUACGGACACAAAAGCUUGGGGCGAGUUUGAGGACUUUCCCACCCCGAAAGCAAAAAACUUGGCCUGCACCUCACCCAAGGGCGCAGUUGUUCAUAACAACCCGACUGCGGUGAAUAGUUUGAGAGCCACGUGGACGGCACCAAGUACAGUGGCUGACUCCACAUUUCAGCUCUACUGCACUGUGGUUCAAGAGAGGGUAACGUAUUGGGUCAAACUGGAGGCGACAUCGGAUCCAUUUCGUCUGGUGGCAGCGCCUACAACACCUGUCGCAACCACUGAAGCACCUACUACUGGAAACGUUACACGCACUACUGGAGACGCUACACCUACCACGCCUAUACAAGCUACACCAAAGAGUGGCUCUACAAGCAACGUUGCUUGCACCCUUUUAGUAAUCAUGACACUGCUAUUUUGUAUGCUUCGUAUCUAGAAGAAGCAUACUGCACUAUGACUCAAUAGAAACUAGACAAAUUCUGAGAUGUGCUUGAACUUGUUGUCAAUGUCAAGAGUAUAGAGUGCAGAAAAUCUAGAUGCUGUCGUUGUCCUUCAACAUUUAGUUAUUUGAUGAUAAGUGGAAUGGC